Messenger RNA from Meleagris gallopavo (turkey), 3885 nucleotides. NCBI's taxonomy places the organism in Eukaryota, Metazoa, Chordata, Aves, Galliformes, Phasianidae. The record is from RefSeq and is a predicted model, not a curated record.
UUUAAAUGUUGUUCUUCCCUCUUUUCAGACAGUUCUGGAGAACCCCUCAACAUGAAUGCUACUGACAGCGGGAUCAGCAGUCUCUGUGCAAUAUGUGGAGACCGAGCAACUGGAAAACAUUAUGGUGCUUCCAGUUGUGAUGGAUGCAAAGGAUUCUUUAGACGUAGUAUACGGAAAAAUCAUGUUUAUACAUGCAGAUUCAGCCGGCAAUGUGUUGUUGACAAGGACAAAAGGAAUCAGUGCAGAUAUUGUCGUUUAAAAAAAUGUUUUCGAGCAGGAAUGAAAAAAGAAGCUGUACAAAAUGAACGGGACAGGAUAAGUACAAGAAGAAAUACUUUUGAUGGCUGCAACAUUCCCUCUAUUAGCACAUUGUCACAAGCUGAGACACUUUCCCGUCAGAUCUCAAUCUCCAGUCCUGGUGCAAGCACUGACAUAAAUGCUAAGAAAAUCGCUGGUAUUAGUGAUGUCUGUGAAUCUAUGAAGCAGCAACUUUUGGUCCUGGUGGAAUGGGCUAAAUAUAUUCCUGGCUUCUGUGAGUUGCCACUGGAUGAUCAGGUUGCACUGCUGAGAGCACAUGCUGGGGAACACCUGUUGCUUGGAGCAGCAAAACGGUCCAUGGCAUAUAAGGACAUUUUACUUUUAGGUAACAACUAUAUAAUCCAUCGCAACAGUACUGAAGUGGAGAUCAGCCGAGUCGCAAAUCGAAUUCUAGAUGAACUAGUUCGACCCUUCCAGGAAAUUCAGAUAGAUGACAAUGAGUAUGCUUGCUUGAAAGCGAUUGUGUUUUUUGAUCCAGAUGCAAAAGGCCUGAGUAAUCCAAUGAAGAUUAAGAACAUGCGGUACCAAGUCCAAAUCAGUUUAGAGGAUUAUAUUAAUGACCGUCAGUAUGACUCCCGAGGAAGAUUUGGAGAGCUUUUGCUUUUACUGCCUACACUCCAGAGUAUCACUUGGCAAAUGAUUGAACAAAUACAACUGGUUAAACUAUUUGGAAUUGUUAAAAUUGACAGUUUGCUUCAGGAAAUGUUACUGGGAGGUACUUCUAAUGAUACCAGUCAUUUACAUCAUCCAGUACAUCCUCACUUAGCUCAAGAUCCAUUAACUGGCCAAACCAUCCUCAUAAGUUCAAUGUCUGCUCCUGUACAUGCAGAACAGAUUUCAACACCAGAGACUCCAUUACCUUCCCCUCCUCAAGGCUCUGGACAAGAAUACAAAAUGUCUUCAAAUCAGGCUUCAGUAAUUGCACAGCAGUCUAUUUUGAAACAAAAAUCAUUGUGAUAAUUUUCUUUGUCUUGCUCAUCCUACUUUCCUUAUUUCCCCCAUUCUUUCCCUUCAGUUCUCCCUCCUUCCAUUCCUCCUUCCUUUUUAUGCACUAGAUAAUUUGGUAGGAAACUUGCACAUUUAAAAUCUCAGGAUGAUAAAGAAGAUUAUUUCCCCAGCAGCCACUACUGUGGGUGUUUCUUGAGACCCUUUAUGAUUUGGAAAGUAAUACUCACUGUUCUGACUGCUAUGUAGAGCUGUAACUGUGGACACUGCAGCUGAUAAAAAUGUAUAAAGGUUGAUGUUAUUUUUAGAUCUCUUAACUGCACAGAUUCAUUUUUUUUUAUUUUCUGUUUUAGUUGUCAUCUUAAUAUUAUUGUUUUAGUUGUGUAUAUAACUUUUUUUUUUCAUUGUGAGUGAACAGUCUAGGGCUUGUUUAGCUGUGAAUUGUAGGCAUGAAAAAGUGCAUUAGUCAAACCAAAGCGAAGAUUCCACAAACAAAGCACAUAUAGUAAAUAAAAACGAGGAAAUACUGAAUGGAUAGAAGUAUUCAAUACGUUUUCAAAAAUACUGAUUUGAAAGAAGCAUCUCUUUCAAAUAAAAUUUCAACAAAGGAGUUGAAUCCUCCCUGCAACAAAUUUGUGUGAAUCAGAGGGAGGGCUUGCCAUGUGCGACAAUGUUUGAGAACUUUUUGAAAUCUACAUACACAGUAAUGUCUGUAUUACUCAACGAGACAGUACCUAGGCAUGGAUGUAUAGACACCAGAGUGCUACCAUUUAUAUUACUAAAGAGUUAAAAAGGGGUCUGAAUUUUUAAUGGUCAGGACUAUUUCUCUCCCAGACAAUUUCUCAGGGCAUUUUGGGAAUUAGGCCUGUCUAGGGACACUUUUUACUCUGUACUUUCAAUAUUGCCAUCUUUCUUUACAGAGAAUAACUGUAGAAACAUAGCCAGGCCAUGUCAGUUGACCUCAAGACUGGAGUAUAUAGACUUUGUACUGUUUAAUUUACUAAUGUAAAUGUAGGCAUUGUGUUAUUUGUCUAACUGUCUGGUGAGUGCACUGGCAAUCACUCUAAACUUUACUAGAGAAUAAUUGUAUCAGAGCUGCUCUGAAAGUAAUGCCUCCUAUUUUAUUAUGCUUUGUCACAACGGCAGAGGUGGAUGUUGGCAGUAUGGCAGUAGAGAUCAAACCUUACCACCAAUAAUCCAUUAUGUUUUGUUGCCAUGUGACAGAUGUCAGCAGAGGGGCAAUCUGACAUAUCUGACAUGGAAGCGUGUAUGAAGCAAAAGUAUGGAAUUUAAUUCCUUCAUGUGGAAAAAAUAGCACUUAUUGACAUUCAUCAACACGUGCCUAAUGUUUAUGGAGGCCAAACAGUGGGUUUGAGUGCAGUGAUGCAGUGUGUGCAUUUCAGCACUGGUGAAAACAGUGACAGUUUUCUGGACCACUAUGAGCCUGAGUUAAAAUGGCAGUCCAUGGAGUAGACACAUGAGAAUUUUUUACAGAAGAAAAAGUUCAAGAUUCAGCCCUCGGCAGGAAAGGUGAUGUGCACUGUCUUUUGGGACAAAAACGGGGUGAUCCUUCUGGAUUUCCUGGAACCUGGACAAACCAUCAACUCUGACAGCUACAUCAUGAGACUGACUAAGUCGAAGGUUCAAGCUUCCAGAGUCAGACUGGAGAAGAAGACAGCCUUUCUCCUGCAACACAGUAAUGCCAGGCCCUUUACCAUUUUGAAGAUCAUGGAAAGCACAACCAAUCUGGGCAGCACUGUCAUAUCACACCCACCAUAUAGUCUAGAUUUGGAGCCUUUUGACUUCCAUCUAUUUGGGCUGAGGAAAGAUGGAUUACAUAGCCAGCAUUUUUCUAUCAACAGUGUCACAGAAACUGUGAAACAGUGGAUUACCUCCAGUGGUGCAUAUAUUUAUGGGCGUGGCAUGCAGGCUCAUGUUCAUCACUGGCAAAAAUGCAUUGCUAAAGCUGGUGACUGUUGAAAAAUAGCAUUUUGUAGCUGAGAAUUUGCUGAGAAUAGUGUUUUUGUACUCCUGUUGUAGUUUCUAUGAAAUAAAUAGGAGGCAUUGCUUUCAGAGCAACCUACAUAUUUAUAUUGUAGAUCUAUGUCUGGAGACAGAUGAUUUGCUAACUCAAGUGAUAGACAUGCCUGAAUUCAACUCCAGAUGUUCCUCAUUUGAGCCAUGGUAUUUCAAGCUAUGAAGAUAACCAGCACAUCAUGUUUGGAUUUCAAACUCAGAAUUUUCAGGUGUUUGGUAUGAAUUGACUUACUGUGAUGAGUCCCCUUUGACUCCUCUUCUUCCUUUCCCAGUUUUGAAGGAUCCGGAAUUGAUUGACAUUUUCUUUCUGAGGUCUAUAUUAACUGAUCUAGAUAGAGACCCUCUUCAGUUUGCACAAGGGGCUGUUGUGACACAUGCUCAUAUGGGCAUAUAUUCAUUAAGAAUGUUUGAAAAUUAUCUCUUAUAAAACAUGAAGUGAUUAUUUUGUUCAUACAGUAGUGAUAUCAUAAGAAAAUUGCCACUUUGCACAUUUUAUUUAUUCCAGACAGCAAUGCUAUUCUUUUAAUACUUCAAAGUAGGUGUUUGUUUGGAUUUCCCCCCCCUAGAAGCUAUAUAAGAAAUAAA